Molecule: messenger RNA, 3480 nt
Organism: Brettanomyces nanus
Lineage: Eukaryota; Fungi; Ascomycota; Pichiomycetes; Pichiales; Pichiaceae
Gene: CPA2
Product: carbamoyl-phosphate synthase (glutamine-hydrolyzing) cpa2
Exons: 1
Coding region: 1-3480 (1159 amino acids)
Biological process (GO): UTP biosynthetic process; L-citrulline biosynthetic process; 'de novo' pyrimidine nucleobase biosynthetic process
Cellular component (GO): cytoplasm; cytosol
Molecular function (GO): ATP binding; dihydroorotase activity; aspartate carbamoyltransferase activity
Source: RefSeq, a predicted model, not a curated record
AUGUUCAUGAGGUACGGCUCUAACGCCAUAUUGAAGCAUUUGGGUGCAGUAGGCAGGAAUACCCUCUCCUUAAAUGGAGUUGUCAUUGGCACCAAGGCAACCAUGACUUUGAUCGCAUCCAUAAAACCCGUUGCUCACAACAACUUCUUUCGGUUUGCAUCAACUGCUUCUUAUAAAGGAGCAGAAUUACUUAAUAACUUUACAGACCAGCACGCUCACAAAUUAGCAGACGUUUCCAAAGUGUUGGUUAUUGGAUCCGGUGGUUUGUCCAUUGGACAAGCUGGAGAAUUUGACUACUCUGGAUCUCAGGCCAUCAAGGCUUUGAAGGAGGCCAACAAGAAGUCGAUUUUGGUGAAUCCUAACAUUGCAACCAAUCAGACUUCGCAUGCUCUAGCAGACGAGGUUUAUUUUCUUCCCGUUACACCUGAGUAUGUCGAAUAUAUCAUUGACAGAGAGAGACCAGAUGCCAUUCUUCUCACCUUUGGAGGCCAGACAGGUUUGAAUGUUGGUAUUGAGCUCGAUAGAAUGGGAGUCUUCAAGAAGUACGGUGUGAAAGUUCUAGGAACUCCAAUCAAGACCUUAAUUACUUCUGAGGAUAGAGAUUUGUUCGCCAGUGCGCUAAAGGAGAUUGACAUUCCUAUUGCGCAAUCUGUUGCUGUGAACACUUUGGAUGAAGCAUUAAAAGCCGCUGCUCAGAUUGGCUAUCCCGUGAUUUCCAGAUCCGCCUUUUCUCUCGGUGGUUUGGGUUCUGGCUUUGCCAAUAACGAAACUGAAAUGAGAAAUCUUGCUUCUCAAUCGCUUUCUCUUUCUCCACAAAUUUUGAUUGAAAAAUCCAUGAAGGGCUGGAAAGAGGUUGAGUAUGAGGUGGUUAGAGACAGGGUAGGUAAUUGUAUCACUGUGUGUAACAUGGAGAACUUCGAUCCAUUGGGUAUCCAUACUGGUGAAUCAAUUGUUGUGGCUCCAUCCCAGACUCUUUCCGACGAGGAAUAUCACAUGUUACGGUCUGCUGCCAUCAAGAUUAUCCGUCAUUUGGGUGUCGUUGGUGAAUGUAAUGUCCAGUAUGCCUUGAAUCCUAACAGCUUAGAGUACAAAGUCAUUGAAGUGAAUGCACGUCUUUCAAGAUCUUCUGCAUUGGCCUCAAAGGCUACUGGAUAUCCUUUGGCUUACACUGCAGCGAAGAUUGGCUUGGGAUAUACCUUACCUGAGCUUCCAAAUCCAGUUACCAAGACUACUACUGCCAAUUUUGAACCAUCCUUGGACUAUAUUGUUACUAAAAUUCCUAGAUGGGAUUUGGGAAAAUUCCAACAAGUCAAAAGAGACAUCGGUUCUUCUAUGAAGUCUGUCGGCGAAGUUAUGGCUAUUGGUAGAACAUUCGAGGAAUCAUUCCAAAAGGCCAUAAGAGAAGUUGAUCCUCAGUAUGUAGGUUUCCAAGGUGCACAGUUCGACAAUUUGGAUGACGCACUUUCUAAUCCUACCGAUAGAAGGUGGCUUGCUGUUGGUGAAGCCAUUUUGAAUCAAGGCUAUUCUGUUGAUAAGGUUCAUGACUUGACUAAAAUUGACAAGUGGUUUCUUUACAAGCUCCAGAACAUUGCUCAGGCACAACAUGGAAUGGAGAAAAUGGGAUCUUUGGAAAACCUUAAUGAGGAAACCAUUCAUGAGGCAAAGCAGCUUGGAUUUUCUGACUCUCAAAUUGCUUCCUUUGUCAAAUCAGACGAAUUAUCUGUUCGUGCCAGAAGAAAAUCGUACGGUAUUGUUCCUAUCGUGAAGAAAAUUGAUACUUUGGCUGCCGAGUUUCCAGCUAAUACCAAUUAUCUUUACACAACUUACAAUGGUACUCAGAACGACAUCGAUUUCAACGAACAUGGUACCAUGGUUUUAGGUUCCGGUGAUUACAGAAUCGGUUCAUCUGUUGAGUUCGAUUGGUGUGCCGUGUCUACUGUCAGAGCUUUGCGUGCUGCCGGUAAGAAGACCAUUAUGAUUAAUUACAACCCGGAAACGGUUUCCACAGACUUUGAUGAGGUGGACAGACUUUACUUUGAGGAACUUUCCUUUGAGAGAGUGAUGGAUAUCUACGAAUUAGAAGGCUCUGAAGGUAUUGUAGUUUCAGUUGGUGGUCAAUUACCUCAGAAUAUUGCCUUGACUCUUCAACAGCAACAUGCCAAAAUUUUGGGUACCAGCCCUGUUGAUAUCGAUAAGGCAGAGGACAGACAGAAGUUCUCGAGUAUAUUGGGAUCCAUUGGAAUUGACCAACCAGCAUGGAAAGAGUUGACUUCUGUUGAAGAGGCCAAAAAGUUUGCUGAGGAGGUGAAGUAUCCUGUCUUGGUCAGACCAUCAUACGUUCUUUCCGGUGCCGCUAUGGCCGUUAUUGAAUCUCCGGAGGAGCUAUCUUCCAAGUUACAGAAUGCUUCAAGAGUGUCAUCAGAUCAUCCUGUUGUCAUUACCAAAUUCAUCCUUGGAGCUCAUGAGAUUGAUGUCGAUGCUGUUGCUGCCAACGGUAAAGUUAUCGUGCACGCCAUAUCAGAGCAUGUUGAAAAUGCUGGUAUCCACUCUGGUGACGCCACUUUAGUGCUACCACCUCAACAUCUUGAGGAUUCAAUUUUAAAGAGGCUAAAAGAGAUCGCUGAUAAAGUUGCGGCUGCUUGGCACAUUACUGGUCCAUUCAACAUGCAAAUCAUCAAGGAAGAGAAUCCAGAAACCGGUAUUCCCGACUUGAAGGUGAUCGAAUGCAACAUUCGUGCCUCAAGAUCUUUUCCAUUCGUAUCCAAGGUUCUUGGUUGCAACUUCAUUGACACUGCUGUCAAAGCUUUACUUAAGGAGCCUUUACAGCCAAGAAAUCUCAUGGCUGAGAAGCACAACUAUGUGGCUACAAAAGUUCCUCAGUUCUCUUGGACUCGUCUCGCAGGUGCCGAUCCAUUUUUGGGUGUUGAAAUGUCUUCUACAGGAGAAAUUGCCUGCUUUGGAAAGAAUUUGGUAGAAGCUUAUUGGACAACUAUUCAAGCUACAAUGCACUUCAGACUACCUAUUCCACCGGAAGGAGUUUUAUUUGGAGGAGAUACUAAUGCCGAGUUCUUAGGUACCGUUGCCAAAACCAUCGAACCUUUGGGUUACAAGUUUUAUGCCUCAUCAAAGAAGGUGGCAGAGUAUCUCAAAGAGUACACAACCCAGGAAGUGGAGGUUAUAAACUUCCCUAAGGACAAUAAGAAGGCAGUUAGAGAGAUCUUUGGCAAAUACAACGUUGAAUGUGUGUUCAACUUGGCCAAAUACAGAGCCAAAUCGCUGGACGAUCCCGAUUACAUCAUGAGAAGAAAUGCCAUUGAUUUUAGUAAGACGCUAUUUACAGAGCCUAAGACAUCGAUGCUAUUUGCACAAUGCUUGGUAGAGAAACUACCUCAGAGAAUAGUAGACAGGGCCAAGAGUGAGCUAGUCGUUCCCGAAGAGGUUAAACGGUGGAGUGAGUACUUAGGUGGUAAACCAGUCUAA